Messenger RNA from Myiozetetes cayanensis, 714 nucleotides. RefSeq lists its product as uncharacterized. The coding region runs from base 1 to 714 and encodes 237 amino acids. The transcript is spliced from 6 exons. The record is from RefSeq and is a predicted model, not a curated record. Lineage: Eukaryota; Metazoa; Chordata; Aves; Passeriformes; Tyrannidae.
AUGGACCUAGCGAAGAAUGCAAGGCGAUGGAAGCUGCCUGCAGCACUGGACAGGUACAAGAGCAUGUACCAGAAAGACUUUUGCUGGCACAACACCUACGAGCCACCCAACCAGGAGGACGUACAGAUAACUUCAUACCAUCCUAGUUCAGACGGCUACGUACCAAGGUGCUACCUACCCAAGUCCCAGCCUCCCAUCCAGCCGACACCGGGCCGGUCAGGGAAACUGGAGAUCCUCGCUGAGCCACAGGAAGGGCUGCUUUGUUGCCAGGAUCUCCCACCUCCUGCUCAGACAGCCGAAACAGAAGGGACGAUGCUGCACAGGGAGAAAGUGUCCCCAGGCUUGGUCAGCUACGUGCAAUUCACCCAGGGUUUGUACCGGGAAAGGCUGGACAACGCUGAGCAAUACAAAAACAAGAUCCUGGGCUCAUCUGUUUUGAUGGAAGACUGCUCUAUACCUGACUGGAGAAGUACCUACCAGCUGGAUUUCCCACGCCGGACAGGAGUCCAUGGUGGAUUGUACACAGAGCAGACGAGGCCUUCUCCCAUUUUCCCUGCAGAUGGACGCUUCAACCAGGGCCGCUGGGUGUCUGAGUACGCGGACAGCUACAGUGUUUUCUUGAAGAAGCUGGACUGGUCCACUCCAAUCCCUUGUCCAUGGCUGCUGUCCGGGAAGGAUAUGCGCUGGAGACCGCGAUGCUCUGAGUGGUGCUAA